CUGAAUGGACGUAAUACUCGUGUGUUUUGUUAUUAGUUAAUUUGUUGAAUAAAAAAUCAAAGAAACCAUCUAAAAUUUAAAUAAAACUAAGACUAUCAGCAGCAAAGAAAACUAGAUCAAUUCCAAGAGUGCUCAAAACAAUUAUAAAAACUGAAAACCACACGCGGCUUCUAUAUUUUCUCUCUCAUAUUUGUUUAUUAUCGUCGAGAGCUUUAUAAUAAAGAGAGUGGAACUCUCUUUAAGUGAUCUCUUUAGAUAAACCGGAAUCUCUUUAUGUGUGCAUUUCUUGAUAAAGCCAAGAAACCCAAUAACAUGAUGUAGUGGAAAAAGAACUCUUGAGAAGAAAAGAACUGACUAAAGUUCCUGGUAACUGGAAUUCAUUGAACCUGAAAUUAAUAAAGAUCCGUCACAAUCUAAAAGGCAUGGGAACAAUAUCAUUGAGUGAUUUUGAGGAUGUCAAAAUUCCCGUGCCUUGGGGUCACAUCUCGGGCCGUUGGUAUGGAAAUCGGAAGGAGCGACCCAUUCUGGCGCUACACGGAUGGCUGGACAACUUGGGAACCUUCGAUCGACUGAUUCCCCUGCUCCCUGAUUAUAUAGGAAUCCUAUGCAUCGAUCUUCCGGGACAUGGAAAGUCUUCGCACCUAAAACCUGGAAUGUUUUACAACGUCUACGAUUACGUAUUAACCAUUCCAACUGUGAUGAAGGAGUACGGAUGGACAAAGGUCUCCCUGAUUGGUCACUCCUUGGGUGGUUACCUGUGCUUUCUCUAUGGAUCCCUUGCACCUCAUACCGUGGACAUGAUCAUUUCCGUGGAUAUUUUACUGCCCUUGAGGAAUAAUAUAGACUACAUGGCGCAGAGUAUCGAGAAGCAGCUUGUGGAAGUCGAGCGACAGAAGGAGGGAAAUUAUAAUGAACCGCCUUCAUACACCACCGCACAGCUGGAAAAAGUCCUGGCCAAGGGAAGUUAUAACUCUGUGUUUCCUGAGCUGGCCAAGCACUUGCUCCACCGCCAGCUAAUUAAAUCGAAGCUGUAUCCCAAAAGAUUUUACUUCUCCAGGGAUGGUCGCGUUAAGAACUAUCACUACAUGGAUAUUGAUGAAGGCCUAGGCAGGGAGAUGGCAAAGCAAUUGAAAAUGAAACCCUUUCUCAUCAUCAAGGGUUCACGGUCACCAUUUCUAACGCUUAGGAGUCAUGAGGCAAUCUUAAUUAUGUCCGAGAAUAAUCCACAUUUCGAGCUCUACGAAGUGGAGGGCGGCACACAUCAUCUGCAUCUUCAUGCUCCAGAGGAGUGUGCCCGCUAUAUAGUGCCCUUCAUCCAGCACCAUCGUCCUCCAGCUCUCACAUCCUGGUCCCUUACAGGAAAGGAAGAUCAACUGGCCGCCAAGGAAUACAAAAGCCAACAGAGGCGACUGUUUAGUUGGGGCAAAAAGAAGCGCAGCAAAUUGUGAAACACCAAAAGUACAAAGUUCAAUUGAUUUAAAAUAAUUGUCGAAAGAUUUUCAUUCAUCAUCGGUAGAUGGAAUAUAGUGUAUAGUAUUAAACAUUAAAACACUAUUGAAGAAACUUGAUAACUGACAUGAUAAUUGUUUAACCAAAAACAA
This is a messenger RNA of Drosophila serrata, 1601 nucleotides long. Its product is annotated as putative serine hydrolase. Gene Ontology annotation, cellular component: membrane. The record is from RefSeq and is a predicted model, not a curated record. Lineage: Eukaryota; Metazoa; Arthropoda; Insecta; Diptera; Drosophilidae.